AUGAAGAAGCAGGCGGAGCUGGAGAGCGGAGAGGCGUUCAACAGAGUCGUGCCGCCAGACACGGUCGUUGGAGCCGAGCUUGUCGGCGACGAGUUGGCACAAAAGUUCGUCUCCGACAUCAACAAAGCGCUUAAUGUACUGAAGACGACGCGAGACAUGAGCCUGAAUGAGGUGAAGCUGACAAUAACAAUCGAAGGCCCAAGGGAGAGGGAGUUGAGAAGACUGGGACUCGAGAAAGAGUCAGGUGCAUCACGUGAUGAGAUGGCUGGUGUGCUGGAUGAAGUCUCCAGGGGCAAGGUGCCCAACGACCGCAUCGCCCUGAAGGCGCUGGCAGAGGAGAUAAACGAUUGGACUUCCACACUGGCACAAGUCACAGGCUCUGCAGAACCAUCAGGCGUUGCACCAACAAGUGGCUGGCGAGAGGGCCAGGCUCGUCCACCCAUAGGUCGAGACAAGAGCGAGGAGCCCCAGUCGCUCGUCGACAUGCUGCCAGACUGGAUGGGGUACAGCUACCUGUACCUCCUGUCAGCCGUGCCUUUGUUCAUCGGCGUGACAAUUGUUGUCAUCUUGUUCGUGAAUUCGCUGAAGUGA
Ostreobium quekettii is the source of this 591-nucleotide messenger RNA. The record is from the annotation of a GenBank genome assembly. NCBI's taxonomy places the organism in Eukaryota, Viridiplantae, Chlorophyta, Ulvophyceae, Bryopsidales, Ostreobiaceae.